Molecule: messenger RNA, 2383 nt
Organism: Trematomus bernacchii (emerald rockcod)
Lineage: Eukaryota; Metazoa; Chordata; Actinopteri; Perciformes; Nototheniidae
Exons: 7
Coding region: 212-1030 (272 amino acids)
Source: RefSeq, a predicted model, not a curated record
AUGGUCGUCGUCAUAGCAUUGCACUGUCGUAAAGUGACAGCGCGGUCGUGUUGUUAUCUUUGAACAGCUCCUUUAGCUGAACUUUAAACAUGUUAAAAUGUCGAUCUGCUGUUCACUAACUGUCACGUAACUCAGGAGAAUACCGAAACUGUCGACGUGAUCAUAGGAGAAUGCUUAAAUCCAAGUUUUGCACAGGUGUAUCUGGAGUCUGAUGAUGGGUUUCUGGCAGCCGGGGACCAACCUCAGGGAUUAUGUAUCCCAGAAUCCUCCAUUGGUGACAUUUUUCCUGUGUCUGUUGACUCUGGCCAUCUCCUUUAUCUGCUUCUGUUCUUACAGCUACACCCACACUGUUCCUAACCCCGACACAGUGAAGGACUGGAACCAUCUACUGUCCUCUCUUUCACAGCACAAGUUUUGUGUGCAAGCCAAUGCAAGUUCGUCUGAGCUUGUCUCACCAGUGCCCUCUCCUCUGAUGGAUAAAGACAGUUUAGUUUCCUCAACAAAGACUCCUCUCACCACUUUGAAUCUUAAGGUUCCUCUGUCUGUGACUACCAACUCAAACAGUGGCUCCCUGAAAAACCUUGCUUUACACACUGCCUUCAGAGCCAGUCAGUUGCAUCUUGGGGGAACGGAGAGUGUUGAUGUGACUCUGGAGUUUUUGACCGAAAACGAUUCCUACACCUGCCUCACCAUAAGGGCCCCAGCACACCUCCUACCCAUGAAACUACUUCCGCCUGAGUGCCCAGAAUUUAAGAAAAACAUUUCCCCCCUCCAUGUGGAAGUGAGCGACAAAAAGCCUGCAGCAUCACAAACCUGCUACAGCCUACACUCACAGGAUGACCCUACACUCACAGUCAUGUUAACACAGGAUGAGCGAAACGUGGCAGUGAGACAUCUGAUGGAAGUCAGUGUGUGUCUGCUUGGAGUUUGUUUGGUACUCUGUGUCGCUGCCAGUCUCACACAGUCGCUCAUACGCCGCCAUCAUUGGAAUGGUCUAGAUAUACAAAAUGAGCCCUUGAUGGACGUAUGAAUAUUUUUUAUUACACCAAAGUAAUUAAUUUGAGAGAAGAGCGUUAUGUGUCACUACUUUUUUUUUAAGGCACAUUCAAUCGAUUUCUAUCGGGAGUAAUAUUCAGUGUUUAAAACAAAUUGAUUACAAACAGAUUGAGUACAUUGCAUGCAGUGUGUUAUGCAAUUUUGAAGACAGCCUACAUUUUUAUGUAGCACCCAGUGAGAUGAGGAUACCACAUUGAACGUCUGCUGCAUCAAUGCUUAACAUUUUAAUUACAUUUCUCGAAGGUUUUUCCUGCUUUAAGAAAGUGUGAUGCUUAAUCAGUAGAGAAUACAUGAUAUAUGACAAUGAAAUGUUAUACAAUAUCAAAGGGAGAACUAAUUAUAAUAGAGAAGGAGUAUAUUUUGUAAUGGGAUCCUGAUGUAAUGGUAAUUACUCUUCAACUAGUAAUGCCGACACUGUUGAUUGGUCAUACAUUCACAAUCAAGUCUAGUGCAUUUUGUACCAUGUUUACGUCAUACAUUUCCGAUGCAUUCUGCUGAGGGAGAGCUCCGUGUUCUCCAUUAGUUUUUGUGCAUCCACCUGCAAUGUGUUAGUGGGUGUCAAGAAAAACCCAAAUUCCUGUUGCUCCUAAAUUAUUUCUAAGCAACAAACUUUGUUUAGGUGGAAAAAAAGGAAUGUACCAUGUGCUGCUAUGAUAAAGCUAUUUGUAAUAACACUUCAAAUAAUGCACAGUUUGCCACCUUGAAUGUCAACCCUGCCAACAUGAUGACAUGUCGUCGUGUAAUGGGGUGUAAAAGCGCUUUGAGAGGUCGGACGACUAGAAAGGCGUAAAAUGAAUGCAAAUUAAUUUACAAAAUAUAUACUGACAUGUCCUACAGACUCACUCCAGAGUAGGCUAACUCUUAGAAACAGAUGACUGCAACCUGUUUUCUAACAUUCUUUCUCCAGUUUUUGUAAGAAUUAAACAUUAAAAUUGGAACAUAAAAACUAGGUUACUAUUGCUGUUAUGGCUAGGGCGCUUAAACUUUAAGUGUCUUUUUAAAAGUAAUCCACACUAUUAAUGUUACCCUUGAGGCUUGGGGCUUGACUUGGUGCACACACCACAAUAUUGGUAAUAAAGCACUGUGAAAUUAAUUUGAAAAACCUUACAAAGUUGUCUGCAUCACUGAAUGUUCCCUCUGGUGAUCGAAAAAAGUGUAUCUUUAGUGGAGUCAAGCCAAGACCAUGGAAUAUGUUGAUCAAGUUAAGAGAGCUGAAUUGGAACUCCACCUGAACUAUGAUCUCUCACGACCCUUUGCCAAAAUGGUGUGUCUUGCCGAAUGUUAUCAGUUGACAAACUCACAAUAAACAAAUGUUUUUUUUCUAAAA